Molecule: messenger RNA, 1005 nt
Organism: Pyricularia oryzae 70-15
Lineage: Eukaryota; Fungi; Ascomycota; Sordariomycetes; Magnaporthales; Pyriculariaceae
Product: C6 zinc finger domain-containing protein
Exons: 4
Coding region: 40-1005 (321 amino acids)
Biological process (GO): regulation of DNA-templated transcription
Molecular function (GO): zinc ion binding; DNA-binding transcription factor activity, RNA polymerase II-specific
Source: RefSeq, a predicted model, not a curated record
UUUUAUCUCGACAAGAAAGAAAACUUUCAAACAGCAGUAAUGUUGACAUCCGGUUUGGAUAGUCACAGGAGAAAGCAAGAGAAAGAACCCCCUCCCCCCCCCCCAAUGCUUGCCACCAAAGCAUCCACCUUCACCCACCGGUCCUCCGUGGCCUACACAACCUGCCGGGACCGCCAUGUCCACUGCGACGGAACCCGCCCGUGUUGUACCCACUGCUCUUCCGAGGCCAGAGUGUGCGAGUAUACACCGUCGCGACGUGGCGGCCUCACCCGGGCCGAGCUGGCUGCCCGCCGUGCUGCCAAGGACCGGCCCAGCAGCACUACCGGAGUGAGGUGUUGCAACGACGCGGGAUCGCUGCCGGGGCGUAGGAGAGCAGCAGCAACAGCGGUUGCUGUUGCUAACACUUCCACCGUUACCACCCCUUCCUCCUACCACAGAGAUGUAUGGGCACAUGUCCUAAGUAACAAGGCGCGCCGAGGCGAGCUGGAGCCGCUCCUGGCGUGCAUGCGCUUCAUCGGCAGCCUGUACGCCAAGUCGGACCAGGCGACCGAGCUAGGGGAAUCCGUCCGGCUCGACAUCCACACCCGCGGUGACCUGAACCCAGACCCGGCACUGGCGCAGUGUCGCCUGCUCUACUCCAUCGGCACGUACUGGUGCGGCGACAGGGACACGUCCCGGCGCGAGAUGGACGCCGCCCUGGGAAUCGCCAUCGGUCUGGGCAUGCACUGCAGGGAAUUCACCAUCGAGAACUCGGGCUCCGGUGAGGAUCCGUCGAUAUACACGUGGUUGAUGCGUGGGUACGCCGCCAUUAGGAAGAAGCCGACCUUUGCGACCCGCAACGUGCACAUCACGGCGGACCUGCCGUGCGAGGAGCGGGAGUAUGAAUCAGGGACGAUCCCAACGCCCAAGACACUCGACGAGUUCGACAGCCGCGAGUUCUCACCAGAAAACCACGUCUACUCAUCCUUUGCCUACCUAAUAGGCGCCACCGCGCGGGAUAGCUAG